AUGCCGCUCGUCGCCGGCCAUCGUCCGGCUGCUUCCACUGCUGAUGCCGCCACGCCACCGCUGCUUGCUGAUGGUCCGCCGCUGGACGCGCGCGUCCUGCCGCAGCGGCUCCACCCGACCGCGCCCUCGCCCCGCCGCCUCCCGCUUUGCCCGGCACCUUCCCACCAGGCCCGCAGGCGCGUGGCCGCGCGCGCCCGCGUCGCUGGUAGCCCCCCUGCCGGCUGCUGCGCACCCCCUCCCUGCCUUCGCCGGCCCCCUGCGGCUGCUCCUGCCUGCCGCCUCCUGCUGCACAAGGCCGCCGGCGCCCUCCGCGCGAGCGUGCAGCCCAACCACAGAGAUCGUUUGACUCUCUGGAUAUGA
Messenger RNA from Aegilops tauschii subsp. strangulata, 360 nucleotides. Lineage: Eukaryota; Viridiplantae; Streptophyta; Magnoliopsida; Poales; Poaceae. The record is from RefSeq and is a predicted model, not a curated record.